Molecule: messenger RNA, 918 nt
Organism: Ascochyta rabiei
Lineage: Eukaryota; Fungi; Ascomycota; Dothideomycetes; Pleosporales; Didymellaceae
Exons: 2
Coding region: 1-918 (305 amino acids)
Molecular function (GO): hydrolase activity, acting on ester bonds
Source: RefSeq, a predicted model, not a curated record
AUGAGCUCAAUCGGUGCAUGGGAGUUCACUCCUUUAGUCACAGAGUUUCCUACCAAUGUUCUACCCAACGUCGGAUUCUGGAACGCCAGCAAUGGCACCUGGGGGUACCAAAUCCAGCUCGCAUGGCCACUGAACUGGACUUCUCCGCUUGAACACUCAACCGUCGAGACCAUGUACAUUCUCGACGGCAACGCUCUGGGCUUGACAGCAACAGAAGCUGUCCGACGCAGACGGCCUGUCGAGUUCGCGCAGCCUGACAGCAUCAUAGUCUCCAUCGGCUACCCGACCACUAUCUCCGACUCGCCCUACAGCACCAGUCGCUACGCCGACAUGCAGCCGCCUGUGUGCUCCAACUGCCCUCUGCCUUCGGUCCCCGGCGUGCCAUCUAACGCGGACGGGUUGAUUGCGUUCAUCGACACUGCCUUGCGUCCUUGGGUGCAAAAAGAGGUUUUUGCGGAAGCAACGUUCGAUCGGGAUGCGCUUUACGGACACUCUUUUGCGGGCUUAUUCGUUCUGUAUGCGCUCACGGCACGGCCAGAGCUGUUUGAUACGUUUCUCUCUGCUUCGCCGGCGCUGGACUGGAAUGACGAUUAUGUAUUUAACCACACUGACUUUUUGGCGCCGCUGAAAACAAACGCGACAGUAACGAAUGCGACCAAGCCCGCUGUCCAAAUUAGCUAUGGUGGGUUGGAGCAGUUUCCGAAGAGGAGGAGGACAGAGACAGACGAGGAAUUUGCACUCAGGAAAAGUAUUCUGGAGCCAAUGAGGACAAACGAUCUGAGCGACAAGCUCUUUGCAGAGUUGCAGGGUAGUCCGGCGCUGAGGGACGUGGAGCUUAAUGUGUACCCAAACAGCUAUCAUUCAACAGUUGGUGGUGCGGCGUUGGCGGAUGGCAUUGACUACUUCUUUGACUGGUAG